CUUCUUUCUAUCAAACUCAGUGCAAAUCCACAUUUCAACAGUCUCAGGUCGAGAGACGGGCAAGACGCGCGGCAGGGGCCCACCGGCUUGGCUCCACCGCCCCACGCUGCGAGGAACUCCUUUUUCCCCAGCUGCGGCGCGGCCAAUUGCCAACCGUGGCUGUGCGGGCGUGUGAGCCUCAAUGCCACCCAUCGCGUCUCCCCCGAAUUAAUAUCGCCCAUGGGCCCCCGAGGCUGUCUGUUCACGCCGCGCCCGCCUUCGCAUCCACCAUCUUUCGAGCGACGCUGCGACGCCUUCGCCGCAGCGCAUCUGGGACGCCCUUUCGUCCAAUGUCGUCGUUACCGUCCCGUUCCGCUGCAGCACAUCGUUAACCCAGAGACACCCGGCGCUCUUUCGCCAGAGUGCCGAGUGCUCUCCUUGUUUGCACUCUGUUGGGUCUUUUUCUCGUAACUGUUGUAAUAUUAGGAGCCAAUAUGCUGCUGCGACGGCGUUGCGGCGUAACUGACGUUCUUUCCUGGUUCUUCGUCUCGGCCGUCGCCCUCGUCUUCUUCCUCAUCUGCUCCAUCCUCUACGGCACCCGCACCGAGAGCCCCUCGCUUCCGCCCCUCGUCAAGGAGGUGCUCCCCGCCGGCCGCUGCCUCUGCGAAUACAGCACCACCUUUUUUUGCGACACGUGUCUCGAUUGCGCCUCGAACCAGGCGCUUUCGAGCAAUGCGACAUGGGACGAGGACGAGGCCUGGGUGUUCAAUUACAAGCGCGACGGGAACAAUUACGGCCUAGACGAGAAUCAAUGCAUCGCUGCGUUUCCGGGCUUAUAUGAAGACCUCGAGAGGGCGAAGAGGUACAGGAGAGGGAAGGGAAAAGUUACUCAGCCCGAGCUGUCGAGUUUCGCCUUGACAAAAGGCAUGGUACGGGCUAUGAUUUAUGACAGCGAGCUAUACAUCCUCGAAACCUUCCUCGUAGACAACGUCAACCGCCAAAAAGCCGUCGCCACCCUCUCCGCCCUGCACCGCGCCAUCUCCUCCGCAAGGGACCGUUCCUCGAUACCAAACAUCGAGUUCGUGCUCAGUGUCGAGGACCUCCCCGCACAACCUAAAAAGCCGCUGUGGAUGCUCGCGCGCCGCACGCAGGACGAGGAGUUGUGGCUCAUGCCUGAUUUUGGCUUUUGGAGCUGGGAGAUGCCGCAGAUUGGUGCGUUGGAUGAGGUAGCCGAGGAGGCCAAACAGCGCGAGAGUAUUGAGCCGUGGGAUCAGAAGCAGGAGAAGCUGGUGUGGAGGGGCAAGAUCACAAUGGCGCCGAAACUGAGAAGAGCGCUGCUUGACGCGGCGAAGGGAAAACCAUGGAGCGACGUGGGGCAGGUGCGGUGGACGGAUCCAAAUUUCAAGGAACAGUUUCUGGGGCCUGUUGACCAGUGCAAUUACAUGUUCAUUGCGCACGCCGAAGGACGCUCCUACUCCGGCGCCCUCAAAUACCGCCAACUCUGCCGCAGCGUCAUCGUCUCGCACAAAUUGCAAUGGAUCCAGCACUACCACUACCUCUUCCGCAGCGAAGGCACCCACCAGAACUUCGUUGAGGUCGAGCGCGACUUCUCCGAUCUCUCCAACACUAUGGACGAUCUGCUAGCACACCCCGAGAAAGCGAAGCGUAUCGCAGAUAACAGCGUGCGAACGUUUCGGGAGCGGUAUCUGACACGCGCGGCCGAGGCGUGCUAUUGGCGAGCUCUAGUCAAGGCGUGGCACGAGGUUAGUUUUGAGCCAUUGCUGUAUAACGGGGUCGAGGUGGGCAAGGUGCACAAGAGGACGCAGAAGAGGGGUGUAAGAUAUGAGACGUUUAUAUUGUACGAGACCGACAAGCAGAUGGAAUUCCCCAAGAGCGCACAGUAAAUACCACUGGAUUUCUGGUACAUAUAUCUGGACAUACUUGAAGCCACUUUUGGAUGCAGCGUUUUGGAAGGCAUGUUGUUUAUAUACCCCUUUAGCGUUUUUUUGCAUAGCGCCCCACGAAAGGACGAGAUCGGGCACGAUCGCAUGAAGAUGAUAUGUGAAUGUAAAAUAGCGAGCAUUUUGGAAAGUCCGCAAAAGAAUAAAAGACAUUCUUCCAUUGGCCGCUCUCCUGAUGCACAUUUGGAGAGAUACGGCAU
Messenger RNA from Trematosphaeria pertusa, 2140 nucleotides. RefSeq lists its product as uncharacterized. The coding region runs from base 474 to 1883 and encodes 469 amino acids. Lineage: Eukaryota; Fungi; Ascomycota; Dothideomycetes; Pleosporales; Trematosphaeriaceae. The transcript has 4 exons. The record is from RefSeq and is a predicted model, not a curated record.